Messenger RNA from Balaenoptera acutorostrata (minke whale), 2891 nucleotides. RefSeq names its product leucine rich repeat containing 59 (gene LRRC59). Gene Ontology annotation, molecular function: protein binding. Bases 221 to 1141 code for a protein of 306 amino acids. The record is from RefSeq and is a predicted model, not a curated record. The transcript has 7 exons. NCBI's taxonomy places the organism in Eukaryota, Metazoa, Chordata, Mammalia, Artiodactyla, Balaenopteridae.
GACGUGGACACGGAAGUGGUCGUCGUCGCGGCUGCACCGGUGGGAACGGGGCUCAGGGCUCAGAGGGCGGCCGGCGGGCGGACGGACGGCGGCGGUCUCGCACCUGCGGUGGCCGGGGACGCAGGCUUUGUAGGUUGGGUGCGAGUCCGCUGAGCCGACGAGCUGCUUCUCAGCCCUUCUCUUGCCCGUCGGAGCCGGGACUCGUUCAGCCGGCGUCACCAUGACCAAGGCCGGUAGCAAGGGCGGGAACCUCCGCGACAAGCUGGACGGCCACGAGCUGGAUCUGAGCCUCAGCGACCUAAAUGAGGUCCCGGUCAAGGAGUUGGCUGCCCUCCCAAAGGCCACCAUACUGGAUCUGUCCUGCAAUAAACUGACUGCUCUACCGUCGGAUUUCUGUGGCCUCACACACCUGGUGAAGCUGGACCUGAGUAAGAACAAACUGCGGCAGCUGCCAGCAGACUUCGGCCGCCUGGUCAACCUCCAGCACCUGGACCUCCUCAACAACAGGCUGGUCACCCUGCCUGUCAGCUUUGCUCAGCUCAAGAGUCUGAAGUGGCUGGACCUGAAGGAUAACCCCCUGGAUCCUGUCCUGGCCAAGGUGGCAGGGGAUUGCUUGGAUGAGAAGCAGUGUAAGCAGUGCGCCAACAAGGUGUUACAGCACAUGAAGGCUGUGCAGGUGGAUCAGGAGCGAGAGAGGCAGCGGCGGCUGGAAAUAGACCGAGAGGCUGAGAAGAAGUGGGAGGCCAAGCAGCGAGCUAAGGAGGCUCAAGAACGGGAACUGCGGAAGCGGGAGAAGGCGGAAGAGAAGGAGCGCCGGAGAAAGGAGUAUGACGCCCUCAAAGCAGCCAAGCGGGAGCAGGAGAAGAAACCUAAGAAGGAAACAAAUCAGGCCCCGAAAUCUAAGUCCGGCUCUCGGGCCCGGAAGCCACCCCCCCGGAAACACACUCGCUCCUGGGCUGUGCUGAGGCUGCUGCUGCUGCUGCUGCUGUGUGUGGCUGGCGGGCUGGUCGCCUGUCGGGUGACGGAGCUGCAGCAGCAGCCCCUCUGCACCAGCGUGAACGCCCUCUACGACAGCGCGCUCCGGGGCCUGCGCAGCCACGACAUCCUCCGGUGGGUCCUGCAGACCGAUUCUCAGCAGUGAGCUUGUCCUCCACGCCUGCUGCCUCCCAGCCUUGGAGCUUGGAUUCCUAUGGAAUUGGGUUCUGUUGGACACAACCUCUUUUUAGUGUCAGACCUACCUGCCAUCAUCACAUGGCUGCCGUUUGGUACUUGAGACCUCCUCUUUGUAAGACUUCUUUGUUCCUUAGUCAGGGUUCCCUGGUGGAAUAAGGAGAAAUAGGAGGUGGGGCCAGUUACCUGCAUGCUUAAAAGAAUAGGCUUGGGGUGGGGAGAGGAAAAAACAUAGCCUUUUCUAGUUGUUAUACAAAGCUGUAUAAAGGCAAGAGUCAUUUCUACUAAAGGUCAGCUGUCACUACAUUUAUACUUUUGUAUGUCACAAACCCUUUCUUUCAUUCCUCCCUGGGGAGCCAGGGCAGAUCAGGAGGCAGUGUGUUAGUGGGGACUAGGGGAACACCAUACUCAGCAAAUCUAGUCUAAAUUGGGGGGGAGGGGCAUACCUAUUUCUUAAGGACCUCAGACAUUCAGAUAUUUUAACAGUCAUACAAGAUCUCAGGCUGUGACAGGACUUCCAGACCAUCCAGUCCAAUGUAACACUUGUAGGCAGGGAAACUGAGGCCUUCCAUGACUUGCCUGUGGUCUCCUAGCUGGUUUGAGGCAGAACUGGAUUCCCACGCUGGUAUCCUUUCUUUCCAUCAUUUUGCCUCCUUUAUAAUGUACCGAGAGAACAAAACUUACACCAGAAUUGUCUCUUGGCUGGAGUAUAGACUGUUUCAUGGGAAACAGAUUCAUGACCCACAAAUAGAAAUCGCAUAGCCAUGAGGGUCUUGGGCAGCUCUUGUAGAGUCCUGCGGCAAUUUAUGUGGCUUCUAUAAAAUGGGGACGGUCCAGGCUCCUUGCGUCAAUUUGAGAGCAUUAAUUCCGAUUGCCAAUAAACAAGAAGGUGGACCCUUGCAAAGCCACAUUGUCUAUGACAGCUCUUACAUAAUCGGUGUGACUAAAUACCUCAUAGGCAACCUGAAAACUAAAGCUUCAUAAGAGACUGAGGUUUAGAAUUGAUUCUAGACAUAACUACACCUACACAAUGAAGGGAAAUAAGUAGCAUCAUGGAGUUUAAAAGUGGUACAUUAAUGACUAGCAUGAAUAAAGGCAGAACUGUCCAUUCUCUCGUCUGCCAGACUCAGCAUUUUCUUGCUCUGUGGCCUCCUUUGCCUCCUUUCACAACAGUUGGAUGAAGGGGUCAGAAAUGGCCGUCACGGUGCUCAUUCACAGAAGACUCCCGACUGAAAGUUCCUUGCCUCUCCCCAGGGAGAGCAAGAACCUGCCAUGUUCAGAGACAGAGUGGAGUCCAUCUUUUCAGCACUAGUGGCCCAUGGAUAAGACUGACACUUGUGACCGUCCUGAUAGUGGAAGAAAAGACUUGUUCUUUUCUCCCUCAGGGAGAGCUCUGCUGCGUAGGCCCACACCUUACUCAGAAUCACUACACAUUCCUUUAGUCUUCCUCCAAGCUCCAGAGCCAUUGGUACAAAUGCUUUAUUGAAACUAAACACACUAUAGUACAUAAAAUGAGAUUAAGAGAAUACAGAAGUCAGCAUAGUGAUCGGACCUCCCCCCGUUCCUUGGCUGCUUGAGGCAGCUUCAGUGGAUGGGAGGAAGGCAGGAGCACAUCCAGCCUUGUCAAGCAACCCGCCGAGGGCAGUUCACUUGUGACCUCGAGAUUUGACGCUGAGGUUCUUUUGGAUUUUUACCAUUAUUAAAUACGUGUCUGAGUGGUC